UCACGGGUCACCAGAAGAAUUUACUAAAGCCUGGUCUGUUGGCUGCUGGUCUGCAGAUGGGAKUUGCUGGACCCAGUGAAUUAGACCUUUGUAGCUGCUACAAGAACGGACAGAUUCACAUGGUUUUAUUGGUUUUCAUCAAGAAACAAGUGGAUUCUGCUUGAAGAUGCAGUUCCUCUUCGCUGCGGUCAUCCUGCUCAUUUUAACUUUGAGUUCAACACAAAAAGCUGUAAGAAAAUGCCCCAAAGAGUGCAACUGUGAUGACACCAAACUCACAGUGGACUGUGUUGGCAAAAACCUGACAGAAAUUCCUCUGACUGCAGARGAGAUUACAUUAAAACUGGAUCUGAGGAAUAAUAACCUACAGCUGCUACCAAGGGGGGCGUUUACACACACGCCCUACCUCACCCACCUCAACCUGCAGCGCUGCAACAUCAUCAAGGUGAAGGAGGGAGCCUUCCGCACUCUCGGUCGUGUGGUGUCCCUAAACCUGGCCAACAACAAAAUAGAGACCCUUUACCAGGAGUCCUUUGAUGGCCUCUCCUCCUUGAAGGAGCUGCACCUAGAUCGUAAUCGUAUCGAGGAGAUCCAGCCCGGAGCCUUCAUGCAGCUCGGCUUCCUCAACGUCCUGACCCUCACCCACAACCACCUGGUUUACAUCCCCAACAUGGCCUUUCAGGGCUUGCAGAACCUAAAAUGGCUUCGUCUGAGCCACAACUCCCUGAACAACCUGGCACAGGAAGCAUUCGCCGGACUGUUCAGUCUCCAUCGCCUCAGCCUGGAUCACAAUGAGCUGCAGUUCUUCCCCACACAGACCAUGACCAGGCUCCCUGAAGUCAUGCACCUGGACUUGAGUGACAACCCCAUGGUCUACCUGGGGGAGGAGUCAGUUUCCAUGGCGAAGCUCACCCACCUCUACCUGCACCACAUGGCCCUUCAGGACCUGUCAGACCAGGCAUUUUCCCACGCCAGGCUUCUGUCCCACAUCGACCUCAGCCACAAUCAGCUGAGUCACCUGGAGCCCCUCUCCGGCCCGAAGCACCUAACCGUCCUCAACUUGACCGGCAACCCAGUCUUCUGUAACUGCUACAUGAGGCCCCUGAAGGAGUGGGCGACCACUGGAGGUGUGAAGCUGCUGGGAACCUGUGCCGGACCGCCUCAUCUCUCUGAUGAGCUGCUGCAGGAGGUGACUUUCCUGGAUCUACGUUGUCGAAGCAGAGGGGAAGCUCUGGAGGAAGAGGAAGAGCAGCAGGAGGAAGAGCAGAAUAAAAGAAACAGCACAGCCACAGCCAAACCCAGACCGCCAGUCAAGUGUCCACCAAACUGUGAAUGUGACACUGAAACCCGUCACGCUACAUGUGAGAAUCGAGGCCUCACCAAAGUCCCGCGAGGUUUCCCCGCCACAACACAGCUGCUCGACCUCCGUGGCAACCUCUUCCACUUUAUCCCUUCCAGCAGCUUCCCGGGCUCCAGCCGAGUAGUUUCUCUCCAUUUGGAGUUCUGCGAAAUCCACGACCUUGAAGGUGGCGUGUUCCAGGGCAUGAAAAACCUGCUUUAUUUAUAUCUGUCGGAUAACAAGCUCACAUCGUUGAACCCAAAAGUCUUUGCUGAAGUCCCGAAGCUCACCUAUCUCCACCUGGAGGGAAACCAACUGUCCAACUUCCCUGGAUCAGCUCUGUCACUUUUACCAAAUUUGUUCGUGUUACAUCUGGAGAGAAACGCCAUCUCCAGACUGGAGCCCACCGGUUUACUGUCCUCAGCAGCUCCUAACCUCAGAGAACUUUACUUGAGUAACAACACCAUAACUUUUAUUGCCAAGGGCGCUCUAAGCUCAGCUUUCAUUGCUACUCUUCGCUUGGAUUCAAACCAGCUGACUGAGGUUCCUACUCAGGCUCUGCUCAAAGCUCCAAACCUGGAGGAGCUGAACCUGUCCGCGAACCUCAUUCCUUGGGUUGGACCAAAGGCUUUCCAGCCCAUCUCACAAAGUCUUAAAAGACUUAUUAUGGAUCAGAUGGGAAUGGAAAAGAUGUCCAAGGAUACCUUGUUAGGUCUGGGUCCAGGACUAAAGGCUUUUACUUUGAAAGGAAAUCAGCUAAAGAAUCUUCCUGAUCUGAGUUCACUCACCGGCCUGGAGGUGGUGGACCUACGAGACAACCCUCUGCUGUGUGACUGUGCUCUGCUGCCCCUUCGCAGGUGGAUGGAGAACGUAAAGUUGGGUGUGACAGCGACUUGUGCUCACCCUCUCGAGCUCAGAGGUCAGCAGGUCAGGGAUGUUGACGUUUUCACGACCUGCCCAGAAAACAUCGCUCCGCAACACGGGAAGGCUGUUUCACGACUCACACCUACAAAUUUAAAGAAAUCCAAACAUGGCGCCCUGAAGUCUCCCAGAGUGAAAAUUAGGCCAAGAAAGCCUAAACUGAAGAAGCCAUCCAAAAAUCCACAUGAGAGAAAGCCAAAAAAGACCAAGAACCAGAAGAAACUAAACAUAAAAACCUGAUUUUUGUCUUCUGUUUGGCAAAUUACUCUGUCAAUGUGCCAUUGGUUUGUCGCUUUAAAGCUGAAGAGGGUUUGUCCAUCAAAAUAAAAGUGUUCAACUUUA
Messenger RNA from Austrofundulus limnaeus, 2599 nucleotides. It is a transcript of the gene chadla, whose product is annotated as chondroadherin-like a. The transcript is spliced from 11 exons. Gene Ontology annotation, molecular function: protein binding; transmembrane signaling receptor activity. Gene Ontology annotation, biological process: immune response; toll-like receptor signaling pathway. Bases 167 to 2497 code for a protein of 776 amino acids. Gene Ontology annotation, cellular component: plasma membrane. The record is from RefSeq and is a predicted model, not a curated record. Lineage: Eukaryota; Metazoa; Chordata; Actinopteri; Cyprinodontiformes; Rivulidae.